Elaeis guineensis (African oil palm) is the source of this 1672-nucleotide messenger RNA. Its product is annotated as scarecrow-like protein 32. Lineage: Eukaryota; Viridiplantae; Streptophyta; Magnoliopsida; Arecales; Arecaceae. The record is from RefSeq and is a predicted model, not a curated record.
AACAGCUAAGCAACAAGAGCCUUUGCCUUGUGUUCUUUUAUAAUUUCUCCAAGUACACGGUCAUUUCUUGGGUUCCAUUCACACAAAGCCGACCUCCACUUGGGUUUUGGGAUGUACCCUUCCCUUCCUCUCUUUCUCUCGUCCAUCAGAACAAGAACUAGAGAUCCCAAAGUGCACACCUCUCAAUAUAUUCUCAGUACAAAUACCAAAUCCACAGAUCUACAGCUAGUCUUAAAGUUGUACUCGUGCUCCCUCCCUCUUUCUCUCUCUCUCCCCCCCAUCUCACAUGAUGCAAUUCGGUGAGAGUGCACCACCCUCGCCACCACUGAUCAACCUCAACGGCCAAGCCCUGCGCCUGGACCUGACACCACCUGAAGCCCCACUCCACCGUCCCCGGCCGUGGCCCGGCUUCCCCAUCUCCUCCAAAUCCCUCGGCAGCUUCAACACCGCCGGCUGCAUGGAGCAACUACUGCUCCACUGCGCCGACGCCAUCGAGGCCAACGACGCCACCCUCGCCCAGCAGCUCAUAUGGGUCCUCCACAACAUCGCACCGCCCGACGGCGACUCCAACCAGCGCCUCACCGCCGCCUUCCUCCACGCCCUCAUCGCCCGCGCCUCCAAGACCGGCUCCUGCAACAUGCUCGGCGCCGUCGCUGCUGCUCAUCCCGCCGAUGCCGACCUCGCCCUCCACACUCACCGCUUCUCCGCCGUCGACCUCGUCAGCUUCGUCGACCUCACUCCAUGGCACCGCUUUGGCUACUCGGCAGCCAACGCGGCCAUCGCCGAAGCUGUCGAGGGUUUCCCUGUCAUCCAUAUCGUCGAUCUCAGCACGACACACUGUAUGCAGAUUCCCACUCUCAUCGAUUUGUUGGCCGGCCGCCCCGAAGGCCCGCCGAUCCUAAGACUCACCAUCCCAAGCCCUACAGCCGCCGCCACCACCAUGCCACCGCCGAUUCUAGACCUAUCUUAUGAUGAAUUGGGUGCAAAGCUGGUAAAUUUUGCGAGGUCCAAGAACGUAGCUAUGGAAUUUAGAGUGAUCCCUUCGAAUCCAUGCGACGCAUUCGAUACGCUCAUCGAGCAAUUGAGAGUCCAACAGUUGGUCUCCGACGGCGGCGAGGCCCUCAUUGUGAACUGUCAGAUGAUGCUGCAUUACAUCCCGGACGAGACCGCCGGUGCAAUCUCCUCCACCAUGAGCAUGACCUCGUCGAUAUCCCUUCGAUCGGCGUUCCUUAAGGUGCUACGCAGUCUCGAGCCAACCUUAGUUACACUUGUGGAUGAAGACGCCGACUUCACGGCUGGUGACGUGGUUGGGAGGCUGAGAUCGGCAUUCAAUUAUCUAUGGAUACCAUAUGAUGCGGUGGAUACGUUUCUUCCGAAGGGGAGCGAGCAGCGGGAGUGGUACGAGGCCGGGGUGAGGUGGAAGAUAGAGAAUGUGAUAGCACAUGAGGGGUUGCAGAGGGUGGAGAGGCUGGAGAGCAAGGGGAGAUGGGCGCAGAGGAUGAGGGCGGCAGGGUUUCGAGGGGUGGGGUUCAGCGAGGAGGCGGUGGGGGAGGUGAAGGGGAUGCUGGAGGAGCACUCGGCAGGGUGGGGGCUGAAGAGGGAAGAGGAAGACUUCGUGCUCACUUGGAAGGGCCACAACGUGGUGUUUGCUACUGCUUGGGUGCCUUCAUGA